Molecule: messenger RNA, 1807 nt
Organism: Hylaeus anthracinus
Lineage: Eukaryota; Metazoa; Arthropoda; Insecta; Hymenoptera; Colletidae
Gene: ATP6AP2
Product: ATPase H(+)-transporting accessory protein 2
Exons: 9
Coding region: 132-1427 (431 amino acids)
Biological process (GO): positive regulation of Wnt signaling pathway
Cellular component (GO): membrane; external side of plasma membrane
Molecular function (GO): signaling receptor activity
Source: RefSeq, a predicted model, not a curated record
GACUGUAGCUACAUUUAGUGGCAGUUGGUGGAUCUUCAGUCACGUUUGUGUGUCAUAUGAUCAAUUUGUGAAUUAGUAUUGAAUUCUUUUGGGAGUGUCUGAAUUUUACAGUUCUGCUUUUUAAAAUAACAAUGUUGAAACUAUUUUUCUGCCUCCUGACUGUAUUCGUUGCAGUGAAAGCAAGUGGAGAUUUCGUAGUUCUACAUAGUCCAAACAGUGUUUUAUUUAACGGAAAUGAAGAAGUAGAGCAGAGUUUGCUUAAAGAAGUGCUAGCUGCUGCUUUAGGUUUCACUGUUAAACAGAGAGGAACAUGGAGCGGCAUCUCCAUUGCCGAUCCAUUUAAUCUUCCAGAAGCUGUAGUCGUGGUAGCAAUAGAAGGUGUAGGAUCUUUAGAUAUACCAAAGGGUAAAAGGUUUCCAUUAAAUGUUAAUGAAGUUGAAGAAACCACGUGGCAGGCUCUUAGAGAACGCCUAGAAGAAAGAGAUAACGAUAAUACUCUAGUCAGAAUAUCUUUAGGAGAUGGUCUUGAUGCUUUAGGACAGUCUGCUCUCGGAGAAUUGAAGCCAACUCCUAUCGAUGAAACAUCUCUGAAAGCUUUGAAUUUAGGAAAGGAAGAUGAUAAGAAGUUUCUGGAAGAAGUGCAAUUGCUCCAUGCCAUUGCUAAAAAAGCACCUUCUGCAAUUAAAUCAGAUUUGAAAUCUGAUAUUUACUGGCUGGUUAUAUCCGGUUUGCGUCCUAUUUUUGACGACUAUGGAUUCAAUUCAACCGCUUCUAGGGAAGCUCAAACAUUGUUUAAUAACGCGCUAACCGUUAUUCACGAUGCAUUUGUUCAGGCCUAUGAUGGACAGGUAUUAAUUGUGGCAUUCACGAACGAUGCGAGUAAGGUACAUCACAUCCGCUCUGUCACUUUAGGAAGACAAAAACGAGAUACUGCUGAUACGGAUGAUAAAACUAAAAGUGUAGAUCCUACUUCGGAACUUAAAGAGCAGCACAAUGAUAUAAAUUUUAAUAAUAAUGAUAAUAUUGCAAUUACGCAAAGUGAUCAUCAAGAUGAAAACAAAAGUGUAGAAGACGAAGAGGAUUCAAACACAAAUAUUGAUAGUGCUAGCAAAUUCGACAGUGAUACGGACACUUCUACCACAAGUAGUGAUUUUCGUGAUGAUAGUGGAGUCACUGAAACUGAUCAGGAUUUGACUAAUAUGGAGCAUAACAUAAAUUCUAAUGCACAAAGUAUAAGACAGGAAGUCUAUAAUCUUGCGAAAGUUUACUCGGAAAAUUAUCCCGUCAUCUUUAACAUAAUAUUAUGGUUUGGAGUUGCUUUUGUUUUCUCGCUCCUCGCUAUUUGCAUCGCCAUUGGCCAAAUGGACCCCGGACGUGAUUCCGUAAUAUACAGAAUGACCUCCAAUCGCAUGAAGAAGGAUAAUUAAAUGUAAAUAUGAGUUAACAGUGUUCAAAUUAAACAAUUUGUGUUAUAUAUGGUGUACUUAAACUGUCAAAUUUACUUCAUAAAUAUGCACAAUUCCAUCUCAAUUCCACUUUUUAAGGUUCCAACAAAAUUGUUCGUCGGUAAUAUAAUAGUUAUUGUAAUAUAUUUAUAUACACAUUAGUUGUAUCUCAUAUAAUUCAGUCAGCCGUAUAGUAUUUUUUAUUAUUGUAUAUUUUGAAGAAUUAUCGAAUAGAUGCAUCCUUCCUAUGUAUAAAUGUAUAAUAGACUAAGUUCUUUAAACUACUAUACCUAUUAAUAAAACAUGUUUAAGUGUACAGUUAUGCAAUAAAUUAAUAAAGGCUAAACGUUAUAGCGAUUCAA